CCGGCGGGGCCGCUCGGUGCGGGACGGGACGGGGCUGCAGAGCCGAGCUGAGCCGAGCCGAGCCGAGCCGAGCUGAGCUCCACCAAGCCAUGAGCUCCCGCAGGUGGUUUCAUCCCAACAUCAAUGGAAUUGAGGCAGAGAAGCUGCUCCUGACCAGAGGUGUCCAUGGCAGCUUUCUGGCUCGACCCAGUAAGAGCAACCCAGGAGAUUUCACUCUCUCUGUCAGAAGGAACGACGAGGUGACACACAUUAAGAUCCAGAACACAGGGGAUUACUAUGACCUGUAUGGAGGGGAGAAGUUUGCCACCCUUGCAGAGCUGGUGCAGUACUACACUGAGCAGCAGGGCUUGCUGAGGGAGAAGAACAGCAAUGUCAUCGAGCUCAAGUACCCUCUCAACUGCCAGGACCCCACCUCAGAGAGGUGGUAUCAUGGACAUCUCACUGGCAAGGAGGCAGAGAAGCUCCUGACAGAGAAGGGGAAGCCAGGUAGCUUUCUGGUGAGAGAGAGCCAGAGCAAACCAGGAGACUUUGUGCUGUCAGUGCUGACAAAUGAGGACAAGAUGGAGCCUGGGGAUCGCAAACCACACGUGACCCAUGUGAUGAUCCACUACCAGCUGGAUGGGAAGUAUGAUGUGGGAGGAGGAGAGAGGUUUGACACACUCACAGACCUGGUGGAGCACUAUAAGAAAAACCCCAUGGUGGAGAAAUCUGGAGCUGUGGUUCAUCUGAAGCAGCCAUUCAAUGCCACUCGCAUCAAUGCAGCCAACAUUGAAAACAGAGUGAGGGAGCUGAACAAAAUGGCAGAUCACAGUGAGAAGGCCAAGCAAGGCUUCUGGGAAGAGUUUGAGAUGUUGCAGCAGCAGGAGUGCAAGCUCCUCUACCCCAGGAAGGAGGGACAACGACCUGAGAACAAGGCUAAGAACCGCUACAAGAACAUCCUUCCCUUUGACACCACUCGGGUGGCACUCCGAGACGCAGACCAGAGCGUGCCUGGGUCAGACUACAUCAAUGCCAACUACAUCAAGAGCAUCCCUGAAGAUGACAGGAACUCAGAGCACUGCAAGAUCUAUAUAGCCACCCAGGGCUGCCUGCAGACCACAGUGAAUGACUUCUGGGCCAUGGUGUAUCAAGAGAACAGUCAUGUCAUUGUGAUGACAACCAAGGAGGUGGAGAGGGGCAGGAACAAGUGCUUCCGUUACUGGCCGGAGCGGGGCUGCAGCAGGGACUACGGCUGCGUCUGCGUGCGCAGCGCCAGCGAGCGCCAGGCUCAGGGCUACUACCUGCGGGAGCUGGAGGUCUCCCGGCCCGACAGGGAUGAGCACCCAAGGCUGGUGAAGCACUAUCAGUACUUCAGCUGGCCAGACCAUGGGGUGCCCAAUGAACCAGGAGGGGUUCUGAGCUUUCUGGACCAAGUGAAUCGAGCGCAGCGAAGCAUUCCAGACACGGGGCCCAUCAUAGUGCACUGCAGUGCUGGAAUAGGACGCACAGGCACCAUCAUAGUCAUAGAUAUUCUGGUGGAUAUUAUUCACAGGCAAGGUUUGGACUGUGACAUUGACAUCCCCAAAACCAUCCAGAUGGUGCGCAGGCAGCGCUCGGGCAUGGUGCAGACCGAGGCGCAGUACAAGUUCGUUUACAUGGCUGUGCAGCAGUACAUCGAGGCUGAGCAGAAGAGGCUGGAGGAGGAACAGAGGAGUAAGAGGAAAGAGCGAGACUACUUGAAUAUUGGCUACUCUCCCAUGGAGAAAGGCAGAGCCAAAGGGCAGCCCCCUUCCCCACGGACCCAGGCUGUGGCUGAGGAUGAGUCAGCUUCCGUCUACGAGAACCUUCACAUCAAAAGCCCAAAGGUCUCAGGGCUGAGUAACACGGGGCGAUAGAGGAACCGGAGGUGAGCUGUGUGGAGGCUGGACAGGAUUUACAGUGUUUACAUCUCUCCCCUUCUGCAAUCAUGGACACUUUGGCUUUCCCCAAGCACCUCAGAUUCAACCAGGAGGAAAAGCAGCCUGAGAACGUGCCUUGACCUGACUUAUCUGUGAGAAGGAUCUUCUCCCAUUCUCUCCUGUAUCAGUAGGCUGCUAUUUAAAGUGCCUCUGGACAUUUAUUAGGGCACCAAGGCUCGGUUGUUGCUGUUUAUUUUGGGUUGGUUGGGGGGGUUUAAUUUAAGAUGCAUCUUUUUUACACAGGAGUUGUUGAGAGGAAUGGGAAGGAGCUUGUGCUGAGGAGCUUGCCCAGGGUUGCCCACUUUAGGGCAUUACUGGAGUGUUAGUACACUUUGUUUUCUUGAGGGUCAAUCAUUUCUACUCUACAAGUGGUUUUUAGCCUAAAUCCUGGAGUAACCUUGCUGACUGUGAGGCUGAGAAACAGAGAGCACUGCCUGGCCAACCAGGUAUUUGCACCUCUGUUGCUUCUUCUCACCCUUAACUCUGGCUGUAGUGGCUCCACAGUUCUAUGCAACCCUGCCAAAGCCCACUGAGCAGUCCCUGUGUGUGUGUGUGAGUGUGUGUGUGUGUGUGCCUGAGAGCUGCUCUGAGUCACACAGCAGAGCUGAGACACAGAGCUGAGCAUCUCCAGCUUGGACUCUGGGGGUCUGAAUGUCAAACCAAGUGCAAUCCCACCAAGCUGAUGGGUGAUGAGGAGUGGGAAAGCAGCUUGGUGCACUGUGGUUUUGGGCACCUCUAGUGAGUGUAACAGCUGGGAUUCUGAGCUGAACUUUCUGAGCUGGGCCCCUUGAUGCAGCUCUGCCAUUACCUUGCUGCAUGACCCCUUUUCUUCCCCUCUCUCUCUGCAACUGUAAGACAAGGCAAGUGUUGUGUCUGCUGAGUAGGGGUGUUGUAGGAGUGUGUGUGACCAGUGCCAUGAAGGUGACAGUGUCACCAAGUGAAGUGCUCCAGCUCUGUUGAUAAGCCUUGACUUGUACCUGCUGGUGCCUCCUGCUGUCCCAGCCCAGAAGCCUGCAAUAGCCCUGCCAAAGAGCCCCUUUCCUGCAGGAUUCCAUGGUGCCUGAGCUCUGUGGGGAGCUUUGGGCCUGAGUGCCAGUGCCUGAACCUCUGGAGCACGUGUGGGCUCAAUGCUGAAGUCCUCCUGGGGCUCUGGAACUGGAUGGACUCACUGCAUGGUUGGGGUAUUAGUGCCUCAAGUGCCACCUCCACUGUGGAGAAGGGGUUGAACUAAAGCACAAUGACAUACCUUGGCUGUGUUUGCUGGCUGGUGUCUCUGGUCCCUUGUCCCAGGGACAGGAGAACUGUUUCUUCUCAUUGCACUUUUAAUAAAUGUUGGAUAUUCUCAAGGC
Messenger RNA from Colius striatus (speckled mousebird), 3286 nucleotides. Its product is annotated as tyrosine-protein phosphatase non-receptor type 11. The record is from RefSeq and is a predicted model, not a curated record. Gene Ontology annotation, molecular function: protein tyrosine phosphatase activity. Bases 90 to 1874 code for a protein of 594 amino acids. NCBI's taxonomy places the organism in Eukaryota, Metazoa, Chordata, Aves, Coliiformes, Coliidae. The transcript has 16 exons. Gene Ontology annotation, biological process: protein dephosphorylation.